This is a messenger RNA of Emericellopsis atlantica, 2106 nucleotides long. RefSeq names its product ATP-NAD kinase-like domain-containing protein. The record is from RefSeq and is a predicted model, not a curated record. Gene Ontology annotation, cellular component: membrane; intracellular membrane-bounded organelle; cytoplasm. The transcript has 2 exons. Lineage: Eukaryota; Fungi; Ascomycota; Sordariomycetes; Hypocreales; Bionectriaceae. Gene Ontology annotation, biological process: sphingosine biosynthetic process. The coding region runs from base 280 to 1890 and encodes 536 amino acids.
CCUCGGUUGUCUCAACCAGCUCCUUUAUUCUUUGUGUAGGUGCUAGGCGGAGUGAUAUUGGAAUGCACCACGGCCAAAUAUGAAUUAGUCUUGCCUUUUUGUCUCUCGCUUCGUUGCUCUCUAACUCUCACUGCUACUCCGUACAUUUACCCAAGCUCCCAAGACAGACACGAUAGACACGAUCCGAACCAAGACAACUCGCAUAUCUACGAUAGAAACCGCCUCUGGUGCCAUAGUACAUCGUCUCCCACCAUAUACAAUUCGAAGCGACCAGGCACAAUGGCACCCGCCGAAUCCUUUCGAGUCCUAGACGACCAGGGCAGGCCAAUCACCCUCGUUCAGGCGGAAUCGGGCCUGAAGAUCAGUGGUUCGUCGCGGCAGAGUACUUGGAAAGAAUGUCUUGGCUCAUGUUUUCAAGGCAGCAAAUCAACUUGUGUGCCAUAUAGAGACAUUCUGUGGAGCAGUGUCGAUGCCAAUGACAAGCUGGUCAUCGAUUUCGUCGCGCGCCCCGGUACCUCGGUUGUGGAACAGCGAAAAUGGAGGGCUUUUGAUACGUCAGAGGGAAGGGAACCACUCGAGCGACUCGCACGAUCGAUUCAGGCCAUCGCGUACGGUCCGGCACAGCAGCAAAAGAAGGCCAUGGUGCUGGUGAACCCUAGCUCUGGCCCGGGUCACGCCGCCAAGCUUUGGGAGAAGCAAGUAAAGCCCCUGUUCAGCGCGGCGAGGAUGCACUUCGAUGUGGUGUUUCUUAAGAAAGGCGGCGAGGCGACGGAGCUGAUGCAACAUCUGGAUUACAAGGCGUACGACACAGUCAUUGCCUGCUCGGGCGACGGGACGCCGCACGAGAUCUUCAAUGGCCUGGCGAAGCGACCUGAUGCCGGCAGGGCUUUGAGGAAGUUGGCCAUUGCCCAGGUGCCGUGUGGCUCUGGUAAUGCCAUGGCAAUCAACUUUUACGGAAGUAGCAAGGCCGCCGUCGCCGCUAUCGGAAUUAUUAAGGGUGUCGUGACGCCGGUUGACCUUGUCUCCAUCACCCAAGGUGAAGACAGCAACCGCUACGUGUCGGUCCUGUCGCAGGCGGUCGGUAUCAUAGCAGAGAGCGAUCUUGCUACAGAACAUUUGCGGUGGAUGGGAAGCAAGCGUUUCGAGGUUGGGCUCGUAAUGCGCAUCUGGAAAAAGCAGUGCUACCCCUGCGACUUGGCGAUCAAGGUUGAAGUCGCAGACAAGGAGGAGAUCAAGAGGUUCUACGCCGACAACCUGGACAAGGCUCAAACACCCGAGGUCUAUGAUAAGAUGUAUGAUCAUGAGGGUCUACCUGAGUUGAAGUAUGGGACAGUCAACUCGGCCAUCAGCUCCGACUGGCAGCAGAUCUCUACUGACAAGAUCGGCAACUUCUACUGUGGUAAUAUGGUAUACAUGGCUCCCGACGCAGGUUUCUUUCCUGCUGCUCUCCCGUCGGAUGGCUGCAUGGACCUUGUUACCAUCAAUGGGGACCUGAGCACUGUAAAGGGGGCCAACGUCUUGCUUUCCAUUGAGUCGGGAAACUUUUACAACAGUGAGCACGUGUCAUACCAGAAGAUCUCGGCGUAUCGCAUCACUCCACGCAAUCAACAUGAUGGCUACAUAAGUAUCGAUGGCGAGAAGGUUCCCUUUGAGCCUUUUCAAUGCGAGAUCCAUCAGGGACUGGGCAGGGUUCUGACCAGACGAGGCAGAUAUGAAGCUGCAGGACCCAAGGGCUGGGAGAAAUACGCACAAGAUGCAGCUGUUGCUGUCGAGGCUCCGAAGGGCAGUGCCCAUCGAGUCGCCCCAAUGGAGAGCACAUCGAGUAUCAACAACGGGACCAGUGUCUCCUCAGACCGCCAACAAAGCGCUUCCAAGGUCCAAGCUGUCUAGCUCCCACAGGUAGAAUCGAGGAGAUCUGGGAGACAAUGUACUCGAAGCACAUGGAGCUGCGGCUAAUUUUGGGAUGCCUAGCUAGGCGUGGAGUGUUGUGAUACCCAACGAUGCUAUCAGAAGAACAUCUUUACUGUUUGAUACUUACUAGUAUUUAUCUUAAUUCAAAUCAUGUAUGCCACAUAAUAUACGUCCUCCAUCUCGACCAUCUCAGGC